AUGUCGCACACUUACGAGUUCAACGUCAGCAUGAGCUGCGGCGGCUGCUCUGGCGCUAUCGACCGCGUUCUCAAGAAGCUUGAAGGCGUCGAUAGCUACGAGGUUUCCCUCGAGAACCAGUCGGCCAAGGUCGUCACCGACCUCCCCUACGAGACCGUCCUCGAGAAGAUUGCUAAGACGGGCAAGAAGGUCAACUCGGCCAAGGCUGAUGGCAUCGACAAGUCGGUCGAGGUGGCGGCUGCUGCGUAG
Messenger RNA from Geosmithia morbida, 249 nucleotides. RefSeq lists its product as uncharacterized. NCBI's taxonomy places the organism in Eukaryota, Fungi, Ascomycota, Sordariomycetes, Hypocreales, Bionectriaceae. The transcript has 2 exons. Gene Ontology annotation, molecular function: copper chaperone activity; metal ion binding. Gene Ontology annotation, cellular component: cytosol. The coding region runs from base 1 to 249 and encodes 82 amino acids. Gene Ontology annotation, biological process: copper ion transport. The record is from RefSeq and is a predicted model, not a curated record.